Messenger RNA from Ziziphus jujuba (common jujube), 1178 nucleotides. Its product is annotated as iron-sulfur assembly protein IscA, chloroplastic. Bases 150 to 677 code for a protein of 175 amino acids. Gene Ontology annotation, molecular function: iron-sulfur cluster binding; protein-macromolecule adaptor activity. The record is from RefSeq and is a predicted model, not a curated record. The transcript is spliced from 3 exons. Gene Ontology annotation, biological process: iron-sulfur cluster assembly. Lineage: Eukaryota; Viridiplantae; Streptophyta; Magnoliopsida; Rosales; Rhamnaceae. Gene Ontology annotation, cellular component: chloroplast stroma.
CCUUGACCGUCCGAUCUGUUUGCACAAAACUCAAGCAAUCAUCAUAUUUUGUACAUCUGAGAGGUUGCGAUUCUUUUUUCCUUAUUAUUUUUCUUUGUAUAUAUUUUUACUUCCGAAGAAAUACACAGAAAUUGAUCCUUCUUUUGUCCAUGGCGUUCUCUGCGAUUACUAUGCACUGCCCCUCUGUUCUUCGUCUACCCAACAACCAACCUUCGAAUUCCUUGCCCCAAAAUUCAUUUUCUCUUCGGUUUUCACCGUUAAAGCUCAAUCGUAGAAAACCCAUCUCAAUUCGAUCAACUUCUGUUCCAGCUGCACCUGCACCAACAUCUGAAGGGCUAGCACCUGCAAUUUUGCUGUCGGAUAGUGCACUGAAGCACUUGAAUACGAUGAGAUCUGAACGUAAUGAAGAUUUAUGCUUAAGAAUUGGUGUUAAACAGGGUGGAUGCUCAGGAAUGUCAUACACAAUGGAAUUUGAGAAUCGUGCAAACACGAGACCAGAUGACUCUGUCAUUGAAUAUAAAGGUUUCAUUAUUGUUUGUGACCCAAAGAGCCUUCUCUUCGUAUAUGGCAUGCAGUUGGAUUACAGUGAUGCCCUUAUUGGUGGAGGUUUUUCUUUCAAGAACCCAAAUGCUACACAAACAUGUGGUUGUGGUAAAUCUUUUGCUGCAGAAAUGUAGGAUCAUGUAUAUGAAAUAAUUUAGCAGAAAUGAAAAAUGGAUAGAAUAUAAUUUACAUUGAAUGUAUAUCGAAAUUCUGGAUUGGUCAACAUUUACAUGUGUCUGGAAAGCUUAGAUACCUUUCAAAUGAUUGGUACUUUUUAGUAUUUUGUUAAUUUUAGAACAUUUAUUGUUUACCUAUGUAUCUGGUACUGCCACAAUACAAAGCAAAAAUCGGGCAAGAGAACUGUCACAAACAGUGCAUUUUCUUGAAGCUUAAGCUGAUAAAAUCAGAGCCUGCUAUGUAUAAAUGGAUUCUCAUACAAGAAUCUCUCGUAUAGGUUAAAAAGGCAGAUUUUAUUUUCAGUUAAGAUGUUUCUGACAGAUGAGUAGUGUCGAAUGGGUGAGAUUAGAAUUUCGCAUAUGAGGCAUCUGCCUCAGGACAACCUUUAUAUUAUAUUAUGUGUACAAAAUACUGGGCAACUCUUUUCUGUUAUUAUAGAAAGAACCUUUAAUUUUCCA